GUCUGCUAUUAACGGCCCUCGCGACGCCGCUGUGAGGCGCAACAUUAAGGGUGCCGUUACAUGGAGCGUAACUUGCGUAAGCGUAACCUGCGUACCCUAGUGAGUAGCUAGAAUAGGCACACUACGUAUUCUAGUAAAUUACUAGAAUGUACACUAUUCUGAAAAUUCCAUUUUACAUGGCGCGUACUUUGCGUUAAAUGCGCAUAAAGCGUAACAAGCCUGACCAAUAACAGAUCAGGACUUCUGUUGUACAAUACAAUAGAAAUAAAUCGAUUGGUUAUUUAAGCGUAUUGCUAAAUACGCGUCAUGUGAAAUAGAUACUUUGAUAUAAGAAUGUGUUGAAGCGUACUAUAUAUGUGUAAUGUAUGUACGAGUAUGUGUGAAAUAACCUAAAUAAAGUAUACGGAGUGGUUGACUGGUUGACGACGCGUGUCUAGCACAAAAAACCUGGAAUCUCUUAAACAUGGAUUCUAAUCUUGUAUUAGCGGUUCUUGCCAACAAAUUGCAGAAGUGGAGAAAGGCAAAAGCAACAUUACAGCACCGGAAAGUUGAAAAAAGGAAUAUAGCGAAACUCAUUGUGCUAUGGAAACUUUUAGUGGAGCGUAAGAGAAAAGAAGAAAAUCAGAGAACAUGGGUUCGUCCAAUUUUCACGGAGUUACGAAGAUAUUUGCAAGGAGCCAGUGAUAAUCUGGUUGUAGAAAUGGAACUACAAGAUAAGGAAAUGUUUUACAAUUACUGUAGAAUGUCUACAGAAUUGUUCGAACAGUUAUUGAGUAUUGUUGGACCUUUUCUGAAUAAACAAAUUGUUGUUCGAGACCCAAUACCGGCUCGCACGCGGUUAUUAGUGUGCUUACGUUACUUAGCUUCCGGUGACAGUAUGACCUCAAUAGCUUACGCAUUUAGAAUCGGAACAAGCACUGUUUCAAAGAUUAUUAAUGAAACAUGCGACAUAUUAUGGAAUUCUCUCCGCGAAUCUGUAAUGCCACCAAUAAAUGAAGAAAGUUGGUUAAAAAUCGCGGAUGAGUUUGAAAGGCAAUGGAAUUUUCCACACUGUAUAGGUGCGAUAGACGGCAAGCACGUUAUUUUACAGGCACCACCUCAUAGCGGGUCGGUAUAUUAUAACUAUAAAGGGACGCAUAGUAUUAGUUUGUUAGCAGUUUCAGAUGCCAAUUACUGCUUCACGCUAGUGGAUAUUGGAGCCGAGCGUAGACAGAGUGAUGGAGGCAUCUUUGCAAACUCAAACUUUGGUCAACGAUUCGAAAGAAAUGAGAUGAAUGUACCACAACCGAAUGCAAUAGAACCAAACGGACCUUCUCUACCAUACGUGUUACUGGCAGAUGAGGCAUUCGCUCUGAAAGAGUAUAUGAUGCGACCGUAUCCUCGAAGUGGUCGAUUAAAUCGCCAGAAAAAAAUAUUUAAUUACCGUUUAAGUCGAGGGAGAAGAGUAGUCGAAAGUUCGUUUGGAAUUUUGACAUCACGAUGGCGGAUCUAUCGGCGGCCGAUAAUUUCAUCUAUCUCCACUGCAACAAAAAUUGUCCAAGCGACUACAUGCUUACACAAUUUUGUUAUGAAACAUGAAAACAAUUUCCAAAGGCAGUACCCUCGCACUGCCACGAAUGAUACAGAUUGUAUUCACGGUGCAUUGAGAGAAAUUAACGAUGCUGGCAGAUGUAACGCUCACUCUCGACUUGUUUCUAGAAUCCGAGACGAUUUUGCCUCGUAUUUUGAACACGGCGGAGCAGUACCCUGGCAGUGGCAGAAAGUUCUUAACAAUGAUUUUUAAUUAUACACUUUCCAUAUCUCCGUAUAAAUGGUAUAUAUACAAGUAAUCUGCCUCAUGAGACGGAUGUCAUUGUUCUGUAAAAUAUAUUACUGUUGUCACAGGAUUACACAGUUUAGUUGAAAACCAAAA
This is a messenger RNA of Ooceraea biroi (clonal raider ant), 1912 nucleotides long. RefSeq names its product putative nuclease HARBI1. The record is from RefSeq and is a predicted model, not a curated record. Lineage: Eukaryota; Metazoa; Arthropoda; Insecta; Hymenoptera; Formicidae.